This is a messenger RNA of Suncus etruscus (white-toothed pygmy shrew), 4235 nucleotides long. RefSeq names its product C-type lectin domain containing 16A (gene CLEC16A). Lineage: Eukaryota; Metazoa; Chordata; Mammalia; Eulipotyphla; Soricidae. Gene Ontology annotation, cellular component: late endosome; endolysosome membrane. The record is from RefSeq and is a predicted model, not a curated record. The transcript is spliced from 24 exons. The coding region runs from base 169 to 3483 and encodes 1104 amino acids. Gene Ontology annotation, biological process: endosome to lysosome transport; regulation of autophagosome maturation; endosomal transport.
GGGCUGCGGGCCCGGGAGGAAGGUGCUCGGCGGCGCCUCCGCCACCACGGCCGCCGCCGCCGCCGCCGCCUCGGCUUGGGCUGCCCCGCAUCGGGGCUCGGCUGCUCGGACGUGAGGCCGUGAGGAGGCGACGCCAGGCGAGGCGAGCGCCGGGCCGGGGCCGCCGACAUGUUUGGCCGCUCGCGGAGCUGGGUGGGCGGGGGCCACGGCAAGUCCUCCCGCAACAUCCACUCCCUGGACCAUCUCAAGUACUUGUACCACGUCUUGACCAAAAACACAACAGUCACGGAGCAGAACCGGAACCUGCUGGUGGAGACCAUUCGCUCCAUCACCGAGAUCCUGAUUUGGGGAGACCAGAAUGAUAGCUCCGUGUUUGACUUCUUCCUGGAGAAGAAUAUGUUUGUCUUCUUCCUGAACAUCCUGCGGCAGAAGUCGGGCCGCUACGUGUGCGUGCAGCUGCUGCAGACCCUCAACAUCCUCUUCGAGAACAUCAGCCACGAGACUUCCCUCUAUUACCUGCUCUCUAAUAACUACGUGAAUUCCAUCAUUGUUCAUAAGUUUGAUUUUUCCGAUGAGGAGAUCAUGGCCUAUUACAUAUCGUUCCUCAAGACACUGUCGCUCAAACUCAACAACCACACGGUCCACUUCUUUUACAACGAGCACACCAAUGACUUUGCCCUGUACACGGAAGCCAUCAAGUUUUUCAACCACCCCGAAAGCAUGGUCCGAAUCGCUGUGAGAACUAUCACGCUCAACGUCUACAAAGGUGAGUUGGAUAACCAGGCCAUGCUGCACUACAUUCGCGACAGGACGGCCGUGCCCUACUUCUCCAACCUCGUCUGGUUCAUUGGCAGCCACGUGAUCGAGUUGGACAACUGUGUGCAGACGGAUGAGGAGCACCGGAACCGGGGCAAGCUGAGUGACCUGGUGGCGGAGCACCUGGACCACCUGCAUUAUCUUAACGACAUCCUCAUCAUCAACUGCGAGUUCCUCAGUGACGUGCUCACAGACCACCUGCUCAACCGCCUCUUCCUGCCGCUCUAUGUGUCCUCGCUGGAGAGCCAGGCCAAGGUGGUGGGAGAGCGACCAAAAAUCAGCCUGCACCGUGUCUCUCUACUGCUGUCCCAGGUCUUCCUCAUCAUACACCAUGCGCCACUGGUGAACGCGCUGGCUGAGGUGAUUCUGAAUGGGGACCUGGCAGAGACGCCCGCCAAGACCCAGCAGGACGUUCUGAGGAGCGCCCAGUCCAGCCUCCGGUGCUUCACCAAACCCACCGAGUCCCUGGAGCGGUCCCUGGAGAUGAACAAGCACAAGGGCAAGAGGCGGGUGCAGAAGAGGCCCAACUACAAGAACGUGGGGGAGGACGAAGAGGAGGACAAGGCGCCCUCUGAGGACACGUCUGAGGAUGCAGAGAAGACAAAAGGUCCCGAGGGCCCCAAAGGCAGCAAGGCCACCGGGGAUAGCGAAGAGAUCGAGAUGGUGAUCAUGGAGCGCAGCGAGUUGGCCGAAGUGGCUGCGCAGGGCCAGAACACCACGGACGAGGAGAAGAGUGCAGCUGCCUCGGGCUCUGGCCCCAACGGAGCGUUGUGGAGGAGGCCCUUCCUGGACAUGGUGUACCAUGCGCUGGACAGCCCCGAUGACUACCACGCGCUCUUCGUGCUCUGCCUCCUCUACGCCAUGUCCCACAACAAAGGCCUGGGUCCCGAGAAACUGGAGCGUAUCCAGCUGCCAACGCCCGGUGCAGCUGACAACAGCUACAACCACCUGCUGGCAGAGCGGCUUAUCCGGAUCAUGAACAACGCAGCCCAGCAAGAUGGCAAGAUCCGCCUGGCCACGUUGGAGCUCAGCUGCCUCCUCCUGAAGCAGCAGGUGGCACCCGGCACUGGCUGCAUCAUCAAGGACGUGCACCUGGCCUGCCUGGAGGGCGCAAGAGAAGAGAGUGUGCACCUGGCCCGGCAUUUCUACAAGGGAGAGGAAAUUUUCCUGGACAUGUUUGAGGACGAGUACAGGAGCAUGACGAUGAAGCCCAUGAAUGUGGAAUAUCUCAUGAUGGAUGCGUCCAUCCUGCUACCCCCCACGGGCACCCCGCUGACGGGCAUUGACUUCGUGAAGCGGCUGCCGUGCGGAGAUGUGGAGAAGACGCGGCGGGCCAUCCGGGUGUUCUUCAUGCUCCGGUCCCUGUCGCUGCAGCUACGAGCCGAACCCGAGACCCAGUUGCCACUGACACGGGAAGAGGAUCUGAUUAAGACCGACGAUGUGCUGGACCUGAACAACAGCGACCUGAUCGCCUGCACGGUUGUCACCAAGGAUGGCUGCAUGGUGCAGCGCUUCCUGGCCGUGGACAUUUAUCAGAUGAGCCUGGUGGAGCCCGAUGUGUCCCGACUGGGCUGGGGCGUGGUCAAGUUUGCCGGCCUCCUGCAGGACAUGCAAGUGACGGGUGUGGAGGACGACAGCCGGGCCCUCAACAUCAUCAUCCAUAAGCCUGCCUCCAGCCCGCACUCCAGGCCCUUCCCCAUCCUGCAGGCCACCUUCAUCUUCCCCGACCACAUCCGCUGCAUCAUUGCCAAACAGCGCCUGGCCAAGGGCCGCAUCCAGGCACGCCGCAUGAAAAUGCAGCGGAUUGCAGCCCUCCUGGACCUCCCAAUCCAGCCAGCCACGGAAGUCAUGGGCUUCGGCAUCGGCUCCUCGACCACCUCACACCUGCCUUUCCGCUUCUAUGAUCAGGGUCGCCGAGGCAGCAGCGACCCCACAGUCCAGCGCUCGGUGUUCGCGUCCGUGGACAAGGUGCCAGGCUUCGCCGUGGCCCAGUGCAUGAACCAGCACAGCUCGUCCUCACUCUCCUCAGUGUCACCACCGUCUGCCAGCAGCAGCUCCAACAACAGCGGGGCCACCAGCCACUGCGACUCGGGCGGGGCCAGUGCCACGUCCACCCCAUCAGUCACCCAGAGCCCGUCAGGAGUGGCAGGAAAGGACGCCAGCGCGUUUUCAGCCUGUCCGAGGCCGACAGCCAUGGCGGCCACUGGGUUUAGCGCUUCGACCGCCAGCUGCCAGCGCACCUCUGCAGCCUCCUUGCAGGCAGAUGAAACUGCUCCAGACCAGCUCACAUCUCACCUCGCCGACCAGCUGCUGAUUGUCAACCAGGCAGGAACCGACGCCAGGCCCAGCCGGACACCGGCCCGGACCCCCGCGGCCGAGCCCACCCCACUGUCCCCCAGCCUCCUCCUCACUCAGCAGCCCACCAUCUCACUGCUCUGCCAGGACACCCCCAAUGCCCUGAGCGCUGAGUCACCUACCCUCGUCCCUCCCGUGGACCCCCAUCGUCUGCGUGACCUCACUGGGACUCCCCCACAGCCCCCCACAGCUGCCGCUCCCGACACGACCGAGGCUCCCCCAGAGGAGGAGGCUACAGGGGUACAGGAGCCCAAGGCCCCAGAGGAGGAGGCCACAGGGGUACAGGAGCCGGAGGCCCCUACAGAGCACUGAAUGGCUGAGAGUGUGGCAUUGGGCACUCUCGUGAGGGAGGAAGGGUCCACGUUGCUGACCCUGCCAGAGAUGCACCCAUGGGUGCCCACAGUUCUCAGACACCCCUACAUCUCUUCAUCACCACACCAGCUGCUGCUCUUGUUCUUGAGGAAUCCUGAGGCCUAGGUGGUGGGGCUCCCUCCCUUUGCCCUCCACAGUCUCCCAGGUCCUCUGUCACCUCCAGAGGACAUCCACAGGAUGCCGACAGGCCACUGGGAACUGUGAUCUGUGUGUGGAAAGGAACUUAGCUCUGCGUGUCUGCCCUAGGUACAUGUCUACCUUGGGGAGGGCACAGGACAUAAAAGAAACCUGUGGGGACAUAGAAGACGCCUAUGGAGAGAGUUCCCCAGCGCCGAGCUCAGGGGCGCCCCUGCUCUUCCUGGGCCUGUCCACGCUCUUCCUCCCUCUGACGGGAGCCCCUUCUGCCUCCGACCCCACCUGCCCUCUCCACUCACUUGCUGGGUCCCCUGUCCUGCCUGGUCCCCAUCCUGGUCUCUGCUCGCUCUGUCCCCUGCAGCCCUUCCAUGCCCUCAAACUAUUUUUUCAGACAUUUGAGAUGACUUUUGAAACCAGAGCAGAGAGGCUGUUCAUCCUGGAUUCUUCCCACACGGACUACUGGGUGGUCUUCACCCAUCUCCCUUUCAUUUGGUGCCUCCCUGCUUGUCCAAGACCCAGCGGAGACCACCUCCAGGGGGCGUGGCUGUGGCAGUGAA